AUGUUACUGAGCGGAGCUCCUCCGGCGGGCUCCGGCCCGGGGCAGCGGGCGCAGGGGAGCGCGGGGAGCGGCCCGGGGGGGUCGCGCCGGGGCGCCGGGGGAGCGGGAGCCGGCCCAGGCGGGGGCGGCAGCGGCGGGGUCGCCAAGUGGCUCCGGGAGCAUCUGGGCUUCCGCGGGGGGGGCGGCGGCGGAGGUGGGGGCAAGCCGGCGCCCCCCGAGCCGGACUACCGUCCCCCCGCACCCUCCCCGGCCGCGCCCCCUGCACCACCCCCGGACAUCCUGGCCGCCUACCGGCUGCAGAGGGAGCGCGACUUCGAAGACCCCUACUCUGGGGGGCCGUCCAGCUCCGCUGCUGCCCCGGCCACCCCCACCGCCCCCGGCCCCACGCCGCCCCCGCGCCACGGCUCGCCUCCCCACCGCCUUAUACGGGUUGAGACCCCUGGCCCUCCAGCGCCCCCUCCCGAGGAGCGGAUCUCUGGACCCCCGGCCGGCAGCGACAGGUUGGCAAUCCUUGAAGACUAUGCGGACCCGUUUGAUGUUCAGGAGACUGGUGAAGGCCCAGCAGGAGCUUCAGGAGCCCCCGAGAAGGUGCCUGAAAAUGACGGCUACAUGGAGCCCUAUGAAGCCCAAAAGAUGAUGGCUGAGAUCCGGAGCUCCAAGGAGACAGCAGCUCAGCCCCUGCCUCUGUAUGACACGCCCUAUGAGCCAGAGGAGGAGGGGACCACCCCAGAGGGUGAAGGGACCCCUUGGCCUCGGGAGUCCCGGCUGCCAGAGGAUGAUGAGAGGCCCCCCGAGGAGUAUGACCAGCCCUGGGAGUGGAAGAAGGAGCGGAUUUCCAAAGCCUUUGCAGUUGACAUUAAGGUCAUCAAAGACCUACCUUGGCCUCCACCGGUGGGACAGCUGGACAGCAGCCCCUCCCUGCCUGAUGGGGACAGGGACAUCUCCGGUCCAGCCUCACCCCUCCCUGAGCCCAGCCUGGAGGACAGCAGCGCCCAGUUUGAAGGAUCUGAGAAGAGCUGCCUGUCACCUGGCCGGGAGGAGAAGGGGCGGCUACCUCCCCGACUCUCUGCAGGGAACCCCAAGUCAGCCAAGCCCCUAGGCAUGGAGCCCAGCAGCCCCUUGGGGGAGUGGACAGACCCAGCACUGCCUCUGGAAAACCAGGUCUGGUACCACGGGGCCAUCAGUCGAACAGAUGCCGAGAACCUGCUCCGGCUGUGCAAAGAGGCCAGCUACCUGGUGCGCAACAGUGAGACCAGCAAGAAUGAUUUCUCCCUGUCCCUCAAGAGCAGUCAGGGCUUCAUGCACAUGAAGCUGUCCCGGACCAAGGAACACAAGUACGUGCUGGGCCAGAACAGCCCCCCCUUCAGCAGCGUCCCUGAAAUCGUGCACCACUACGCCAGCCGCAAGCUGCCCAUCAAGGGGGCCGAGCACAUGUCCCUGCUCUACCCUGUGGCCAUUCGGACUCUGUAGAUGUGAGGCCCGGGCGCCGUGACGAAUCCUGGACCCGGCCCUGUGCCCACCCCUGGCCGGGGGCUGUGGCCCUUCCCAGGGACUCGUUGUGUCAAACCUUUCUUCCCCUCUCCCGAGAGAUCGAGCGGAAGCUGGA
Molecule: messenger RNA, 1606 nt
Organism: Canis lupus familiaris (dog)
Lineage: Eukaryota; Metazoa; Chordata; Mammalia; Carnivora; Canidae
Gene: SHF
Product: Src homology 2 domain containing F
Exons: 7
Coding region: 1-1470 (489 amino acids)
Molecular function (GO): phosphotyrosine residue binding
Source: RefSeq, a predicted model, not a curated record